UUAUUUUUGUUGAAUAGAUUUUUUUAUGUGAAAUGUUUGUCAAACAAGUGAUUAGUUUGCUAUCAAUUUUGUUAAUAAUAAUAAUAAUAUUAACCGUAUUUAAUGUCAACAAAUGUUUAGCUGAUAAUGCUUUUCAUAAAGACUGUCCUGAUAUCCCAUUCAUUACGCGUACGGAAUGGGGCGCACGUAUACCAAACCGAUCCAUACCUCCGCAGCAACUACCUGUCCGGCAUGUAUUCAUACAUCACACCAGUAGCUACACGGAUCAGUGUCUGGAUUUAACUGCAUGUAUCCGUGCUGUACGUAGCAUCCAGGACAAUCAUAUGGACAGUCGCCAGUGGCCGGAUAUUGGCUACAAUUUACUAAUAGGUGGCGACGGACGGGUAUAUUUUGGUCGUAAUUAUCAUACCCAGGGUUCGCAACCCCUGGGAAUGUCUAAUCAAUCGAUACAAAUAGCAUUUAUUGGUCAAUACAGUCGUCGGGAACCAUCGGAUCGUAUGGUCGAAUUGUCCGCUAGACUAACCAAAUGUUUGGUAACCAGAAAUCGUUUGGCCAAUGAUUAUCAAUUGCACGGUCACAGGGAUCAGUCGUGUACAUCAAGUCCUGGCAAACGUUUAUAUAGUUUAUUAGGGAAAAAUUGGCCAAAAAAUUUUGUGGCCGGUCCAUUACCUGGCUAUCAAUGUCCACUGACGGACUUUCUAUUUGCCGGCAAUCGAUUUAUGAUAAAAAACGGUUCAAUUGUCGACUCUAGUUAUCUAAAAUCGUUGAAAAAAGGUAGCUAUAGUAUCAUAUCAGGCCUGGCUAUGCAUAGUAUACCUACAAUUAUCGAGCAUACUAAUAAUAAUGCUGCUGGUGGUGAUGGUGGUAAUGGUGGUGGUAGUGGUAGUGGUGGUGGUGGUGGUAGUGGUGGUGGUAGUGGUGGUGGUGAUACUAUUGGUUAUCCCGGUUCUCCUCGUUAUUCCGGUGUUGGAGCUCCUGUUGGUGCAGCUACUGGUGCUCCCGGUGUUGGAGCUUCUGUUGGUGCAGCUACUGGUGCUCCCGGUGUUGGAGCCCCGGUUGGUGCAGCUACUGGUGCUCCCGGUGUUGGAGCUCCUGUUGGUUCAGCAACUGGUGCUCCCGGUGUUGGAGCUUCUGUUGGUUCAGCUACUGGUGCUCCCGGUGUUGGAGCUUCUGUUGGUUCAGCUACUGGUGCUCCCGGUGUUGGAGCCCCGGUUGGUGCAGCUACUGGUGCUCCCGGUGUUGGAGCUCCUGUUGGUUCAGCUACUGGUGCUCCCGGUGUUGGAGCCCCGGUUGGUGCAGCUACUGGUGCUCCCGGUGUUGGAGCCCCGGUUGGUGCAGCUACAGGUGCUCCCGGUGUUGGACAUUGAUAAUUAAAUUAAAUAUA
This is a messenger RNA of Oppia nitens, 1384 nucleotides long. RefSeq lists its product as uncharacterized. The transcript has 2 exons. Gene Ontology annotation, molecular function: N-acetylmuramoyl-L-alanine amidase activity; zinc ion binding. NCBI's taxonomy places the organism in Eukaryota, Metazoa, Arthropoda, Arachnida, Sarcoptiformes, Oppiidae. The record is from RefSeq and is a predicted model, not a curated record. Gene Ontology annotation, biological process: peptidoglycan catabolic process. Bases 33 to 1367 code for a protein of 444 amino acids.